UGCCAAAAUCGUGGUUCAUCUGCAUCCAGCUCCUCCUAACAAAGAACCUGGCCCUUUUCAGAGUAGUAAGAAUUCCUACAUUAAACUCUCCUUCAAAGAACAUGGCCAGAUUGAGUUUUACAGACGUUUAUCAGAGGAAAUGACCCAGAGAAGAUGGGAAAAUAUGCUAGUUCCCCAGUCAUUACAAACAAACAGAGGACCCCAGCCAGGAAGAGUAAGAGCUGUGGGAAUUGUAGGCAUUGAAAGGAAACUGGAAGAAAAAAGAAAAGAAACAGACAAAAAUAUUACCAUCAGGUUUAAGUCCUACUUGCUGAGCAUGGGGAUAGCCAACCCAGUCACCAGGGAAACCUAUGGCUCCGGCACACAGUACCAUAUGCAGCUGGCCAAACAGCUGGCUGGAAUAUUGCAGUCACCAUUAGAGGUAAGGUCAAACCUCAGUGUCCUUUAAAAACUGCAUUGAAUCAUUUCCAUGUCAUCAGAAACCUUAGGAGCAUGA
Molecule: messenger RNA, 496 nt
Organism: Dipodomys ordii (Ord's kangaroo rat)
Lineage: Eukaryota; Metazoa; Chordata; Mammalia; Rodentia; Heteromyidae
Product: vacuolar protein-sorting-associated protein 36-like
Exons: 4
Biological process (GO): protein transport to vacuole involved in ubiquitin-dependent protein catabolic process via the multivesicular body sorting pathway
Cellular component (GO): ESCRT II complex; late endosome membrane
Molecular function (GO): ubiquitin binding; phosphatidylinositol-3-phosphate binding
Source: RefSeq, a predicted model, not a curated record